GUCCGGCUAAUAACAUAACAAGCGCUGGGUGUCUCUGUCCUGACAUAUUGUGUGAAAAGAAAUUGCAUACUUUGUGUGAAGUGAGCUGAGUAUUCAACACUCCACUAAGAGGCAUAGCACUGCACAAUGGAGAGGAAAGUGAGUGAGGAGCACAUGAAGUGUGUGCUUGCCGAAUGGAAAACGUCUCCCAGAGUGGCAAAGUUCGAUGAGCAGCUGCUUGGUGUGCUGGAGCUGUAUGAGCGAUUCCCACUGGACGUGGUGGUAACAGGCGGCAUACCUGAGGCCAACACAAAGCUGGCCCACGCCGCCUGUGGGCUACCUGAUGAAAAGGACUGGCUCCCUGACCAGAGUGAAGAAAAUGAGGAGGAUGAGGAGGACAGUGAUGAGGACAGUGAAGAGGAGGACGAGGAGGAGGAUGAUGAUGAUGAAAGUGAUGAGACUGAUGAAGACGAAGAUCAGGUUGAUGCUGGAAGAGCAGCAGGGCAUAGGCAAGGUAAGGUGUCAUGGAGAACUGAGCACGGCCUCCCUAUGGUCUACCAUCCCACCAUCCCUAAUAUUCGCAUAUGGGUCUUGAACGAACAACCAGCAGCACCAUCCUCCAGUAGUCCAAACCCCAUAGGCUUCAUGUACGAUUUCCUGGUGGUCCUCACCUCGGAGCUCCACCAGGAGGACCACCUGGGCCUGGUCAUGCAGCUCCGCGAGAGGGACCAGCCUCUCUACCUGGUCCGAGCAGACCGAGAGAUGGACCUGCUCAAGGAGGAACUCAAGGGUCCUUGCAAGACCUGCGCCUGGGAGCGCAUGAAAGAACGCAACUUAGAAAUACAGCGCAGGGGGAAGGAGAGAGAGAUGCAUGGGAAUAAUCAGGAUCAGGACCCACACAACAUGGUGGAAAUAACAGACAUUGGUGAAGUUCUGAUGUCAGUGCUUCCGGAGAUGAGGAAGAGGGCCUUUUGUCAGUUCAUGGCAGAUGCUUCAAAAGAGCUCAAAGUACCAAAGUUACUGAGAAAUAACGCCAAGUCCGCAAUCAUACCCGCCAUGAGCAUCGGAAAGGUGGCCCAAGCGGACUUGGAACGCGUCUCGGACUUUCUUCAGGCCAAGGACCUGGCCAGCCACCCCUCCCGGCUUCUCAGCAUCCUGAACGUUAUGGAGACCUUUAGGCUGGACGUGGGGGUCCUGGGCCCCACUGGCUGUGGUAGUUCCAGCCUCGUCAAUACCUUCCUGGGCCUGAAGCCUGGAGACAACGGAGCGGCACCAACAGGGGUUACGGAAACCACCCUAGGACCCGUGGCAUACCUGUACCCACAGCUCCCUGAUGUGACUCUAUGGGACCUCCCUGGGGUGGGGAGGGUGGCUGGGCUUCACUCUGCUGCCUCAUCUGUAGGACCAGGAGGGGGGGAGGAGGAGGAUGGUGGAUGGUCUUUGGCCUCCGUUUUGCAUCCCAGCUGUGACGUCUACAUCCUCCUGUCACCUCUCCGGAUCAGCAUGGAUUGCGUGCGUCUUCUGCGAAACAUCUCGGCGUCUGGGAAACAUUGUUACCUGGUGCUGUCCAAAGCUGAUCUGAUUGAGGAGGUGAGGGUUGAAGAGGUGAAAAGGUGGUGCGAAGAGGUUCUGUCACAGCUUGGUUACCAGCGGACGGUGUAUGCUGUCUCCGCACUGCAGCCAGAAGGGGUGGACUUUUCCAUGCUGACUGAGGAGUUGCGUCUUUCUAUAUCAUGUCACAAGAGGAAGGCCUUUGCUCAACAUGCUGCAAAACUGUUAGAACAGGAAGUCUGGGACAAGAGACCAGAGUUGUGUAAAACAAUGUGAAAUUUCAUGCUGAUUUUGCCUAUUAUUUAUGUGAUGAUACAUCUGAUGGUAAAAGUACGACGAGAAGUUACAUCUAAUCAACAGCAAAAAAGUUUUGUUUGCCUUAAAGGUACACUGUGUAGGAUGGUGGCCAGAGUAGGUAUUGCAGCUAUGCUGCUCAUUGAAACUGUGCUGUCUACUGCCAAAUUUGAUCUUUUCCUGAAUAUUAACAAAAUAAUUAACUAACAUUAACUAUUAUGGCCUAAGUACAGUAAGUUUUGCUGCAAAAAAAUAUUUCUGGAAAUUCUAAAUGUCAGACAAUGGGGAAGAGACCUCUUUUCAUCUAUGAAAAGUGCAAUUUCCCAGUCAUAAUGAAUUUGAUGGUGGUGGUAAUUAUUCAUGGAAAAGGCAACAUGUGAAUGGGUAGCAUAAAUUCUGGAAAUAAACUACUAAAAAUAUUACACAGUGCACCUUUAACAUAUUAUUCCAGUAACCUUAGGCUAUGUAAUGCAUGAAUGAUUUACAACAUGGCAUAUGCCAUCCAAUACGCUUUCUACUAUGUCUAUAUUAGCACACUUAUCCAAAAUAAAUAUGAUGUCGUUGUGUCAACAGAAUUCAAUGCUACCACCACCACACCCAGGUUAACAUCUUCAUUGCUUUGACUGAAACACAAAAAACCCUCCUCAAAAUUAUUAAACGUAUUUUCAUAAAUUCCUCAGUCAUGGUUAGGCUAUGCACAUCAAGUAGGUCAUUGUGGGGGGAAAAAGCAUUGCACUUA
Engraulis encrasicolus (European anchovy) is the source of this 2563-nucleotide messenger RNA. RefSeq lists its product as uncharacterized. Gene Ontology annotation, cellular component: membrane. Gene Ontology annotation, molecular function: GTP binding. Lineage: Eukaryota; Metazoa; Chordata; Actinopteri; Clupeiformes; Engraulidae. The transcript has 3 exons. Bases 127 to 1806 code for a protein of 559 amino acids. The record is from RefSeq and is a predicted model, not a curated record.